AUGGAUGCGGACCAAGCAAGGCUAGAAGCCAUCCGUGCUGAUGAAAUACGCAACGAGGACCUGACACCGAGGAAGCGGGGAUACACAUACUUUGGUGCCCCUGUCGUGCCGGCUUCUGCAAAUACGACAUCCAAGGUGAGAGGGGAGGGAGACGCUCAAGAGCAGCUCGAGAGGGGUGUUGGAACAGGACAGAGCGGCGGGCUGCGAGUACGUGAAGCUCUCUCAAGUACCCAGAUGCGACCCUCGGAUCGGGCCCCCGCUUCAGUUCGUGGAAAUUUGAUACAGGGAAUGCCGAGAAGGCAUGCGCCUCUACCACAACCUACCUACGAGGAGGGCUAUAAAGGCUAUAAGGAGGAAAUGGAAGUUCGUGGUGCAAGAACUCGCACAUAUGAUGAGCAACAGGCACAGCUUUUGGAGGAGGAUGGUAAUGAUGUCGAUGACUUCGAUGACUUCGACGAAGCAGCCGCGCGGAACUCGCAAGCAGCGGAAUACGAGGGCAAGGAUGAUGAUUAUGACGAUUAGUAGACGGACCAUGAGUGUGAAGGCAUCGAGA
This is a messenger RNA of Colletotrichum godetiae, 553 nucleotides long. RefSeq lists its product as uncharacterized. The transcript is spliced from 2 exons. The coding region runs from base 1 to 522 and encodes 173 amino acids. The record is from RefSeq and is a predicted model, not a curated record. NCBI's taxonomy places the organism in Eukaryota, Fungi, Ascomycota, Sordariomycetes, Glomerellales, Glomerellaceae.